Messenger RNA from Schistosoma intercalatum, 870 nucleotides. NCBI's taxonomy places the organism in Eukaryota, Metazoa, Platyhelminthes, Trematoda, Strigeidida, Schistosomatidae. The record is from the annotation of a GenBank genome assembly.
AUGCUUAUAACAUUUAAAAUUUUUAAACAUUAUAAUCGCAUUAAUCAAGCAUUAUCACAAUGUCGUUAUUACCAAUACACACAGUAUAUUGGCAAAAACCAGACACAGUAUUUUUCAACGGAAUCAUCUAAAAAUGUCUUGUCAGAUACAGUGACAAAUAAAUAUUGUACUGAUGAAGAAAUAAAAUGUUCAGAGAAAAGUUCUGUAUAUCGUUUUGUUCCAUCUAAACCUAUUUGGAAACGAUUCGAUGUUGGGGUGCAGCAUGAAUUAGAAGAGGUGAAUAGUAUAUCUGGAACAAAGGAUUGUGUAUCACCUGAUAAACAGGAUAUAUUUUAUAUUGAUCACAGUACUCUUCCAAAACGAACCCAAUUGGAUAUGAAUGUAGUUAAAUUACUUGAACAGAUAUCGCUAAUAAAUUUCAAAGAAGAAAAUUUGAGAACUCUUGAGGAAGCUAUACGCUAUGCUGAUUCAUUGCUAACGAAAGAAGCUUUUCAUGGAACAACUAAUAAUCAAUGUUGGAGUCUAGAUAAUACAGAACCGAUGAUUAGUUUAUGUGAUGAAAUUAAUGUUGGUUCCAAUUGUUUUUUAGAUGAUGACGAUGGUAAUAAUCACAUUGCAUAUAAUUGUAAUCUAGCUACUGAUAUUAUGGAACAAGUACCUGAUAAAUGGGAAGGUUAUAUUGUUGCUCCAUUGAGUAAUAUUCCAGUAGAGCAAAAUGAAUCUAAUCGAGUUCAAGGAGUGACGGCGUAGUUACUCGGUCAACAAAGUGAAUAUAUUCAUAAUUUUGAUGAAAAUAGCAGAAAAGAAACAAAUAUACACGUAUUAACACAGUGUAUACCGUAAUAAUAAAAAUCAAAAUGAGAGUAACAA